UUUUUAUUUUGCAUCAUAUUUGAUUUGCAAUUAUUCGGAAUAAUCUAUUAUCUGAUCAAUUCGAUAUGUAGCUAACCGAAUAUUUGGUGUCUGGAUAUCCAAAAAAAAUUAAAAUUUUGUAACAGAUAUUCGAUUUGAUUCCUAUUAAUAAAAUUAAAAUUAAAAAUAAAUAAAAAUUCACAAUAAUAUAAAAUAAUAAUAUUUUAUUACAAAAAGGUUAUUUACUUUUAAAAUUCUAAUAACUAAAUAAUAAAAAAAUAUUAUAAAGCUUACAUAAGAUAUUAUAUUUAUAUAAUUCAUCUAUAUAGUUUUAAAAUAUAUGUAUAUAUAUAUGCAUAUAAUGAAUCCAAUCAGAUAUAUGUUCCUAAAAAUAUUAAUAACUGCAAUCCAAUGUGUUUUUUACGGAUAUUGUAUAUUAGUAUUUAUUUUACUUCGUAGAGUUAUGGAUAUCCGAAUUUUUUGGUUCAAAUCGAAAAAAAUAACGAAUCGAAACUGAUAAAGAUAAAAGAUCGACUCAAAAUUUACGGAUAUUUUGCUUAGCCCCGGUAGAUAGUAACAGUAAAAACAAAUGAUCAUUGUGACCACAAUCACUUUUGUGCCUUAUUAAAGAGGAGUGGGCCUGAUGAUAUAUGAGUGACACAAGAUAUGUUCUAAGAAUAACCUAUAGAAAUAUCUCUACAAUAAUAUUCAUUAAAUGACACAAGAGAAAGAAACAAACAUUAAAAAGUGACACAAGAUAUGUUCUAAGAUUUUUCGUCAAGAGAGCAGUUGGACGAUUUAAUUCUAUUUCGUAAAUUGCUUAGCUGUUGCACUGUCGUUUUAAAAAAAUAAUACACUUGUUUUUACCGAUCGUAAGCUAAGACUUUAUAUAACAAAGCAGCACUCAACUCUCUUCUUCCUAAAAGGCAGCAACGAGACAGUUUCUUGAUUCUUCAAGAGGACCUGAAAUCAUGCUGGAUCCGGCGCUUGAGUAGACUUCAUUUCCUUGUAACAAACCACACGAUGAGAUUUCACCGUCUGAUUUCGGAGCAAUCCGUAGCCUCUACAUCAGUCAGAGGACGUUUAAAGAAGAUUUACAAAAACAUGAAAACCCUUAACACGAGGAAGAUUGUUCUGCUAGUUUGCUUGGUGGCAUUGGCUAUUGAUCCUUUGUUUCUCUUUAUCCCUGUUAUUGAUUCUCAUAGACUCUGCUUCACUUACGACAAGAAACUUGUUGCAACAGCUUGUGUUUUUCGUACCUUGAUUGACACAUUCUAUGGGAUACACAUAAUUUUCCAUUUUAUAACCAAGCAUAUUGCUCCUCGUUCUCAAGUAUCAUUUAGAGGUGAGACAACCGUGUAUUCUGUGGCUAUAAGCGAAAGACACCUCAUAUUUUACUUCAUCGUUGACAUUGUUUCUGUUCUCCCUAUUCCUCAGAUUAUGGUUCUCAGUCUCAUUAAACGGUCUGACUCGCUAGUGUCAAAAAAAAUACUGAAAUAUACUAUACUUUCUCAAUAUAUACCAAGAAGCAUUCGUAUCUAUCCGCUUUUCAAAGAAGUGUCAAGAUCAUGUGGUACGGUAGCAGAAACAAAGUGGAUUGGGGCUUCUUUAAACCUUUUUCUCUACAUGUUGCAAAGUUAUGUGUUUGGGGCUUUCUGGUACUUGAGUGCAAUAGAGAAGAAAAACAGAUGCUGGUCUGAUGCGUGUGCUAAGUCAUCUAUGUGCAAUCUCACGAAUUUGGACCUGUAUUGUGUGCGCGGUGGCGGAGACAACAGUCAUUUUCUGAAAAUUUCAUGCCCGUUAAUAGACCCUGGAGAGAUUACAAAUUCCACAGUUUUCAACUUUGGUAUGUACAUUGAUGCAUUGAAAUCUGGGGUGGUAGAAUCAAGGGAUUUUCCGAGGAAGUUCUUUUAUUGUUUUUGGUGGGGUCUCCGAAAUCUUAGUGCUUUGGGGCAAAACUUAGAGACAAGCAACUCUGUAGGGGAGAUCUUUUUUGCUAUCACCAUCUGCGUCUCUGGUUUACUCUUGUUUUCUGUGCUCAUUGGAAAUGUCCAGAAGUAUCUGCAAUCAACUAUAGUUAGAAUAAAUGAAAUGGAGGAGAAAAGGAGAGAUACAGAAAAAUGGAUGUCCUAUCGGAUGCUGCCUGAGUCUCUUAAGGAACGCAUUAGGAAAUCAGAGGAUCACAAAUGGCGAGAAACCAGAGGCACCAAAGAAGAAUCUUUUCUUCGAGGGCUUCCAAAAAACCUUAGACUCGAAAUCGAACGCCAAAUUUACCAGAAGCUGUUAAAGCAUAUGCCUUGGUUUGAAGAUAUGGAUGAUCGCUUACUAGACAGUGUAUGCGCUCGUCUCAAAACGGUUAUUUACACAGAAGACAGUUACAUUGUUGACGAAGGUGAACAAAUCGAGAAUAUGUUGUUCAUAAAUAGAGGAACUGUAAUAGUGACGGAAAAAAAAACUACAUUCUUUCGCUCUGUUGGUGAAUUCUGCGGAGAAGAACUUCUCAGUUGGGCAUUAUUGGAUCCUCACAGUUCUUGUGUCCCCAUCUCCAGUAUGAUCAUUAAAGCCCGGACAGAAGUCGAAGGCUUUGUUCUGUCAGCUGAUGAUCUCAAGUUUGUCGCUGCUCAGUAUUGUCGCCUCCAUAGAAAGAAAGCCAGACACAUAUCCAGGUUACAUUCGAGGAAAUGGAGGAAUUGGGCAGCAUGCUUUAUACAGGCAGCAUGGACGGAAUAUUGUAGAAGGAAGCUCUCAAAAGAUUUAGGUGAAGAAGAAGCCAAACUACAUAGCACCAUUCAGAAAGAUGACUCAGCAGGCAAUACACACAACUUAGGUGGGACGGCUUUUGCGUCAAGAUUAGCUUCUACUGUUCUGAGAAAUCUACGGGUGAAUGCCUCACGUAAGGAUAGAGUCCGUCAGAUAUCUUUGCCAGAGAAACCAGUCGAUCCUAAAUUUCCUAUGGAUGAAAUUUAAUCGUGUUGACAGAUAAAAUAAAGAAUGUCUUGCAUUGAAGGAUAACUACUUUAUUUUGCUUGCAAUAAUAUUUGUAUCAGCCUUUACUAUUUAAUGAAAAAAGUACUCCUUUGUUUCAUAAAAAGCAUCAUUUUUGUUGUGAAUCAAGAGAAAGAAGGAAUUGGUUAAUCCUAUUAUUCUAUAGGUCACGAUACAAUAUAUAGGGAUACAACAUUAGGGUUUCAGAAUCCUCUAGAACAUGAGCUUAUGGGCUUAAUGGACAUCCAAAUAAUAAUUCAUAACACUUCCCCUUGGAUGUACAUCCACAUAAUAGUUCAUAACACUCCCCCUUGGAUGUACAUCAAAAAAAAUAUUUUCUAAAGCGCAUAAGAUACUACCUCAUUAAAAACUUUACUAGGAAAACCCAGUGAAAAAAACUUUGGUGAAGGGAAAAAGAGUGCAGCGCACAUCUACUCCCCCUGAUGAAAACAUAACUUGAGAUAUCUGAUAGAACACAAUCCAAUGUGAUGAAUUAACUCCUUCUUCUUGGAGUUGGACAUGUUUACUUCUCUUAGCAGAUUUGACACUCCUCACUAAACUUGAAUAUCUUGAUGCCGUACGAUAAAAUGACUUCAAACCACUUGAUAAUCGAAGCUAGCAUCCAUGUCUAACGUUAGGCACCGGUCUAGCUCUGGUAAGAUGUUAGUAUCGAGCAAUAUUUGGGAUAUCAGUCGAAAUAAGGUAUUCUGAGACAGCUUGUACGUGUCCCGUGAAAAUAGCCAUAUCUCGAGUUCUAUCAUGGAGAAUGACUUGAUUCAAAUUAGAGAUGAAAACAGACUCAAAUAUCUUUCUCUGAACAUAAAUUUCAUAUUUUAAUUCCAUCUAGAAGGUCUCCUUUGAUUGGAAAACUUUUGACCUUUGAUUCUGUCUCAAGAAUGGAAUGUGUUCAUAAAUUGAUUUUUCUUCAAGUAUGAUUGAUCUAUCUCGUUUUCUCCUGCUUCUUAAAUCUCGAAAAAUACUUUGGAAGAUUGAUGACAUUCCUCUUUAGGUGUAUAUCCUUAGCGUGUUAUUUGUUGCCUCGUUAAAACCUUGACAUAGAAACCCCUGUGGGACAAAACCAAUGAUAAGAAAAAAGAGUACAACCACACGCAUCAUCAUAUUCUCCUCAUUUUUAUAGACAAUCUUUUAAACAUUCAUAUUGUACAUACUUGUUGUACAUACGAGUUAUUUUCUCUCUUAUAAAUUUUACUAGUAUGAUCAUUCUUCUUGUCAUACAAAAUCACAUCUUUCAAUCAUGAAAGAAAUCAGUAAAUUUCCCUCUUUGUGAGAACUAUUGUGCAACUACUCUUUUGCAUCUUACAACUUUUCAUCAUCUCAUUCAUUCUUUCACAUAAAAACCCAUUUGUGUACCACUGGUUUUGCACCAUUAGGUGUACGGACUAUCGGUCCGAAUACUCUUCUCUUUCCAAGAGAUUUAAUCCUUCAUCUAUUGCUUAUUUCCAUUUUGGUCUAUCAUUUUCUUUGUGUACACUUUUCAAUAGAUGAUUCAUGAUUCUCAUUUUCAUCAACUGCUACAUUGCAUGCAUAAGUAUUUACGACGUCAAUUUGGUAUCGGUUCCAUAUCGUUCCAAACAUGACAUAGCUAUUUGAGAUUUCUUUAUUCUCAGGUACCUGAGUUUAUUUCUUGUCAUGUUUUCUAUCUCUCCUCGAGAUCUUUAAUCUUUCAUUCCUCGAUUCUGCCAUUCUUAUUCGUGCUUCUUUUUCGAGUAUUAUUAUAUUUGGAACCGAUAGGUGUAUCACGCUUCAGGCGUUCUUUAGACUCAUUAGCAGUUUGAAGUUGGACUUUUGGGAUAUUCAUUUUAAUUGGAACAUUUACAGCUGGUACUUGUGACUUAAUCACUUUCUUAGGGCCAGUAAAUGAGUCUGGCAACUCAUAUGCUAAUCUUUGUAAUAGAAUUUUCUCCAUACAUUCAUUUUGGACUUUUAUUUCCGUUCUUUAGUCCGAGGAUCAAUGAUAAUUCAUUCAACUCAUUCAUUCUCCAGCUGUUUAUUUUCUCUCCUUAAUGUUGGAUAUACUAACUUUUGAGUCUUUAAAUUAUAUUAACGGAGAUUAUAUCCAACAUAUUCAUAACCUCCUUUGAGGUCCCAUCUUUUAUAGUAUGGUGGAGUAACUACAACUUUUCUAGAUGGAAAUCUUUGGUUCCUGACCCAAAACCAAUUUAUUGGAGAGAUUUUUUAAUUACUAUUUGGCAUUAAGCAAAUCAAUGCUGCUGCAUCUUAAAUAUGAACAUUAGCUACAAGAUGUUCAUCAUGUAUCCACACAUGCAUAAAAUAACCAUGAAAGGCCUGUUCACCAAUAUUACCAAUUAGUCUCGCAAACAUCAGGUUGCGGAUCUAUGACAAGGAUACAUACGACCUUCUUGUCGAUGGAUAUGGUGGAUGGUCAGUCCACCAGCGGGUGAUCAAGCCCCACAAACAGCUCUUUGUAUAAAUAGAAUCCAAAUCUUUUUGACUGGUGAAAACUGUAUUCUUAUACUGCCUUGUAAGCAAGCAGCAUAUCACAUAUCAUUCGUAAGAAUAUUUUCGUUCUUUAAUGAGUAUCUAUAUGAUUUAUCUUUCGCAUCAUUACUAAACCGGGAUGACAUAACCCAUUUGCCAAACAUUACACUUUCGGUAAACUUCUGGUUUACUUCUACAUUUAUCUCCAUUUUCUAAUCAUUGUGUAGUACCAUACAAUAGUGUCUUGCGUAAUACUUCUGAUUGAAGGUAUUCAACAUUUCCCUUUACUUAUUGUCUCAACAUUACUAGAUUAUAAAUCAUGUUGUUUUAUUUUAUAAAUGACUUCUCAAGUCUAUUUUUAGUGUGAACAUGCUUUUAGAUGUUUUACUUACUAGGGAUGUGGGAUUUUCUAAUUCUCCCCUUCAAGAUAAUGAUACUCCAAGUUCAUAUAUCUGGAAUCGAAUCCAACUUAAGGUUGUGUGUUAUAUUUUAGAUCCUUUUGAUCUUUGAGACUUGGGAAAGUAUAACAUAUUAAUGAUUUCAAGUUGUGUUUCCAUAGGCAAACAUGUAUCUGCUCCUCUGGAGCUUCCAAUAAUCUUAAUGCUACAAGACAUUGUACUCACACUAGUUUAUUUUCUUAUAAUAUAAGAGAUAUACCUUUUAUUUGAUAUCAUCCUUAUUUUCUCACUUCUUGUGAGACUAUCUGUCUUGAAAGAAACUCAUUGGGCUUUACAAUAACCAUAUAUUGUAUAUCCACAUUAACGUCUACAUCCACAUUUGUAGCCACUUUCUCAGGCAAUAAUGUGGUCUUUUCUUUCUCAAUAUAUAAUGUCACAUUCACUUCAGGAAAUGGAGCAUAAUGAUUCAUUAUCUUACAUCAAUAAUAGCUCAUUGUUUUUCUCAGUCUCAAGAAGACAAGAUAUAAUUAUAAACUUUUUUUUCAAUAGUGUCUUCUUGACAACAUUAUGUGAUUUUUUUUAUCAAUACAUAUGCAUCAUUAAAAAUUUCUUUGAGAAAUUUUACUUUUAAACUUAACAUCCAACAUAGUUGAGAUUUAUUUACACAUUUAAAGUCUUUUAAUAUUUAGAUGCAAAAUACAUAAUGAGCUUUACGUAAUCACAUUCGGAUGAGUAUACAUUUUUUUGGAUUGCUCUCCAAAAUUUAUGGAUCUUUUAUACUCAAGCCUUAAGCUUAAAGUCCUCGUAUAAAAUGAUAAUGAAAUAUAAUAAUAAAAUUAUUUCUAAUUAUCAAAAAUAAAUAAUAAUCCUAUAGUAAUUAUUUUAUGGACUAGAUCUGUAUUUUCAUUCUAUUUGCCAAGGUUUACCCAAUUAAUUAAUUUAGUGAAAAAAAAUUAGAUCACACGUAAUAAUUUUUACGUAAAUUAUUUUAAAUGAUCAAAAUUCAAUUAACCUUGUGUAUAAAGCAAGAAAGAAUAAAAUACUUAUCUUGACAGGAAAAAUGCAACGGAGAUGAAAAUUCCAACUGCUCAUGUUUCUCGUUGGUAUAAUUUGAUCUCUUCUCUGUUACAGGAAACAAAUAAUCCUGCAAUACCUUUUAGUAGAUAGGCGGAGACAACUCGGCACGUCGACUAGGGAUUUCAGAUUUUACUCGGCAGCUAAUGAAUUUUUUUUUCUAGGGCGGCUAGGAUUAGAGCGUGCUGAUAACGUGUUGUGAAUCAAGAUAAAGAAAGAAUUGGUUAAUCUUAUUAUUCCAUAAGUCACGAUACAAUAUAUAGGGAUACAACAUUAGGGUUUCAGAAAUCCUCUAGAACAUGGGCUUAUGGAUCUAAUGGACAUCCACAUAAUAGUUCAUAACAAUUUUAAUUGUAUUUCUUUUGUUUUAAAAAGAGUGUCAUUGUACUUUUUCAAUAUAACUUUAUCAAUUAAAUUCAUUUUUUUUUAAAUUUUUGAGUAAUCAAUAAACUUUUAUUAAAAUUAUUUUCAUUUAAAGAAUCUCUUAUUCUAGUGUAUCUUCGUAUAUUUUAUAAUUUUCUUAAUUUACUUGAAAUAUGUCAUUGUGAUACUCUUUGCGAAAUGGAUUGAGUAUCUGAUUUUUCUGUUUAUCACUCUAAGUACAUGUCAUUGUAAAAAUUAAUCACAGGUUCGAAGGGUCACUUGAAUUCUCAGAUAAAAAGGUACUACUCUUGGAAAACACGCGUCUGAUACGUCUCAUCAUCUUCUAGACUCGGAACAUUUAUAAGGGUAAGUACAAUGGGCACGUUGGAGGUAUUCAACUAUUAUUCCCUGCAAUGGUGGUGUUGAAGAAAUCAAAAGAUCUAUGUGGAUUACUUUCCGUUGAGUAUAUUCAAUCCGUUGAGAGGGGGAAAAAUGGGGCACAUAUUAAUGUUGUGACAAUUUCUUUAAUUUUUUUUUUGUCAAGUUUUUCUUCAAUAAGAUCUACAAUGGUUGAUUUAUUCAACACCUUUAUUUUAUCCUUUUAACAUUACACAUCAUUUUCUCUCUAACUAUUCAACAUUCACUUCAUUUUUAACAUCUACAAUAGUUCUAUUAAAUAAAAUUUAAAAUCAUAUUCUAUAAUUUUAAUUUUUUUAUAUAAUUAACUACAUAUUAAUAAUAAUUUUGAUUAUAAUUAGAUUAAGUAAUUAAAAUAACAUAUUUUAAUAAUUUUUAACAAUUUUUUAUUUAGAUUCGUAAUCAAUUUUUUUUUGAAAAAUAAAUAAUAUUAAAAAUAUUAUUAUUAAAAUAAAUAACAUUGAAAAACCUCAAAUACCAAGUAUCUAUUUAUAAAGAAUAAAAAUUAUGAAUUUCUUUAUAAUUUUAUUAUAUUAUAUUAUAUUAUUUGGUUUAUUUAGUUUGAACAUAUAAAAAUGCAUUAUACUAUUUACAUUAUUUUAUGGCAAUUCCCUUUUGUAUAGCUAAAUAUUUUUAUGUAUAUACAAAAAUAGAGAAAGAAUUGAAGUAAAAUUAGUAAAAGAGGGUGUUGAAAUAUUUUUUAAAGUAAACUAUUGUAUGAUACAAAUGGUGAAUAAAUAUUGAAUAAUUAUGCAAACGAAAUAUAAAGUAUGUGGAUAGUUUUUUAUUUUUUUGACAACAAACACAUAUUAUAUUACUUAAGUUUGAGGUGGUCUUGGUAAUCAGAUCAGAAUAUAACGACCAACAAAAUAAAGCUAUCUAUGCAAAGGACUCGCAGUUCGAACUAAAUAUUAUUUCGAAUUUAUAAAUAAAACCAAAUGUUAAAAUAACAAGAUAUUUUCUCAAAAGAAACAACACUAUGUAUAAAAAUAAAACAAAAUACUAAUCUAUUCUAUUAUUUGCGAAGUGAUUUUCUGCAUUCGAGUUUUCAUGUUAAAAGUUAAAGUGGCUAAUAUUGUUUAUACUCUUAAUAAAUAAAAUAUAUAUUAUUUGCGAAAUGAUUUUCAGCGUUCGAGUUUUCACGUUAAAAGUUAAAGUUGUUAAUAUCGUUUAUACUCUUACUGAAUAAAAUAUAUAAAUCAGCCAUAAAAUAAAAAUGAAUUUUUAAUUAGAUAAGUCAUUAGAAUUAAUAUUAAUAAGAAUUAUCCAAAAUUUUAAAAAUAUAUUUAUAAAAAAAAGAUAAUUCCUAUAUAUUAUGUGUUGUUACCCGAAUAAUAUCUUUUAAUAAAAAGGUUAAAAAUUUAAAAACAAAAAAGCACAUAAUUUAAUAUUAGUCAAGUAAAAUUUUUAGUUUUGUAUAAUGAUAAUAUAAUAUUGAGUGAUUUUUUAAUAUUUAUUUAUCUAUAAGGAAUAUAGUGUACAAAAACAAAUUUCAAGAAAUUUAUAGUACAUAAAAAAAUGAAAUCAUAAAUAAUAAUUUACUAUUAAUAAUAAUUUAUCAUUAUAGUCUUUCAAUUAGCAAUGUGUGUAUUAAUUAGUAACUAAAAAAUAUUAGUCCCGCAUGCACGAACGAAACACCUAGCUACACUUAAAAGAGAACAUUAUUUUUGCUUUCAACUUUCUUUUAAUUAUAAAUAAUAAUGUUGAACCAUAAAUAUCUUUUUGAAACCGGGUUUUAUUUUUUUAUAUAUAUAUGGUAAAUUGGUUAUGUAUCCCCACAAUAAAUAUACAGCAAAUGACAACAACAUGCAAUUAAUUAUUUGUCAUAACCAAUAUACGCACAGACACACUAUAGUCAAUCUAGUUACUAGAAGCUUUCAUGCAUUAUGUGCAGUAAUAAAAUUUUGAAAUUUAAAUUAUGUUUUAAAAUAAAAUUUAUUAUUUUUAGAUAUUUUUUAAUAUUUUAAUUAAACAUAAAAAUAAGAUAAAAUAAUAAUUUUGUUUAUUCAAAAUUAUAUUUAAAAAUAAAUAUGCAUAUAUUUAAAAUUAUAAUCUUAGAUAUUUUUAUAUCUAUUUCUUUGGAUAAAAUAUAAUAAAUAAACUUGUAUAAAAUUAAUAAAAAUUGAUAUAAAAGUUGUAUAAUUAUCAAAAAGUAACACUAAAUAGUAUUUCUAAAAUUUGUAGAUAUAUAUAAAAAACGAAUAAUAUUGCGAUUAUAAAUUAUAAUUUCUUAAAAUUGUAAAAGAUUUUGAAAUCUUUUUAGUAAUAAAUUAUACGUAUUUAAUACAGAAGUAAAUAAUAUUUCAAUAUUUAUAAAAUAUGAUUAUAUUUUUAUUAUUAUAUUUUAUAUUUUAUAUUUUAAUAUAUUUACUUUAAUGAUAAUGAAUAAUUUACUAUUAUAUUUUAAAGAGUUUACCAAGAUUAUAAAUAAGGAUAAAUGUAAACUGUUCAUGUCACACUUAACCAUGAGCCAUGUAAUCAUUAUAGCAUGCUAUGUCACAUUAAUUUGGUGAAUUGAUUGUAGAUAAGACUUGUGUCAAAAUUACUUUGUAAAUAAUGUCUAGAGAAUAUGUACAUGCAUGGUAAUAACGAACAAAAACAUUUUUUUCUAAUAGAAAUAUUAUAGUUAAAAAUCCGAAAACCGGGGACAAGUUCGAUUAGAAACCGACUCACCCAAAACUUAUCUCAAUCAAAUAUCAUAGACUAGCUUCGCUUCAACCACCUAAACCGAUCCAUUACGCUAGACUAUUCAAGAAUCUCUAAGUAACCCGAGCCCCGUUCUCAAUUAUUGUCCUUAAACCUAAAAUGGUGGAUUGAACCUCGUUCCCUCGGAUGUCGGUCUUCUCGGCGGUCUUCCCAGAGCGACGCAUGAAGUAUGAUAUUUUUAGAGUUCAGGCUAUGUGUGAUAGACAAGUCCUUUUAGGACGAAAUUGAGUCUUGAAAUGGUGAAGAAAAGAUCUAAUGAGAAUAGUGUAAACUCAGAUAAAAAACAAGAGACUAUGAGAGAUUAGAGAUUAAGGUAGGAAAAUAUUAAGGGAUUGUGAACCAAUAAUAUUUUGUAUAACGAAGGAGGAGGAGAAAUCCCCCUCUCUCUUUUUCUUAGAGAUUACAAGUCUCACCAACUACAUGCUUAUAUAAGCAUUUACAAUUUGCAACAUUAAAAACCUAAAUAUAAUGGAUAAAAAUAACUUAAGAUGAAUGGAUGGCUAAGAUGGAGUGAGUUUAGUUGCAAUCUGCAUGAAUACACUUGAUUGGUGGAGAGGAUGUUGGCUGAUGAUUGCUUGAUUCAAACUGGUCAAGGCAAGUGUUUGGCUUCUCAUUUGCUCCUUAUAGGCUCAAAUGAAUUUGUCCAUGUAUCAGACCAGAUACAUGGUCAAUGGUUCUCCUUUACAGCUCAUACCAGCCUGACCUUAUCCACAAACGUCCUCAAGAUUAGACAGAUCAGGUUGUCUCUCUUCAUGCUGAACCGUCGCCUUAUCUUUGCACUUCUUCAUUUCAGGUUGAUCUGGAACAAGUACGUUCGAUUAUACGGACCACAUGUCCAUACCACACCCUAUUUUUGCACAGCUCACCCAAAUAUCUUCAUAGGUCAAACCUGACUUAAUUUGGGUUGCCCUAAGUUUGCACGGACCGUAUGGUACGGUUCCGUAUCGUCCGUAUAGAUGGUCGACUCUAUUUCUGCAACAUCACCCAACUGACUCCAAGUGUUGUAUAAGUCUCUCCUAGACUUGACCCUAUCUUUGCACACCUCAUUUGGAUACUUCUAGGCACUCGUGAACACUCAUGAAGCCUUUACAGACAAUCUUUGGAGGUCUUGUCCUAUUCUUGCGCAAGAUCCAAACUCAAUCUGUUAGAAGUAUUUUUUGUGUAGGGUCUUUGAUAGCACUUCGGAACAAUGAAUAAGCAGUAGGUAAACGAGAAUUAAGAUUGAAAGAUAUGUUUUAUUGAUUGAAUGAGAAGGAACUAAAACGGUUUGUGUAUAAACCCUAGUUCUAGCCGCCUAGCUCUAAUCUCUUAGUCUCAGAAUGCCAAUCCCUUGUUCUAGGGUUUGGGGUCCCCUUAUAUAGUAAAGUAGAUGUCGGUUCAAUAGGUUAAACUCUUCCAUAUUCGGAAAUAU
Brassica rapa (field mustard) is the source of this 11793-nucleotide messenger RNA. Its product is annotated as cyclic nucleotide-gated ion channel 11. NCBI's taxonomy places the organism in Eukaryota, Viridiplantae, Streptophyta, Magnoliopsida, Brassicales, Brassicaceae. Gene Ontology annotation, cellular component: membrane. The record is from RefSeq and is a predicted model, not a curated record. Gene Ontology annotation, molecular function: monoatomic ion channel activity. Gene Ontology annotation, biological process: monoatomic ion transport; transmembrane transport.